AUGAAUUUUUUUGAUAUUUUAUUUUUUUUUUGUUAUUUCAUGAAUUUUCCUGUCUUAAAAUUUGACAAUCAGAUAAAGAUUUUAUCAAAUGGAUGCUUGGAUCAUCUUAUAUUUACUCUUUGAGUAUAACUUUUUUUUACAAAUCUUUAUAUACAUCUUGAAAUCUGAUUUUCAAAAUUUUAUCAAAUCAAAAGCAAAAUAAAUUUUGUCAUAUCUAAUAAAUAUCCAAGUCAUUGUUCCAAUUUCUAACAUGCAUGCAGAAAACCAAAAAGGGUAAAUUGGCAAAAUCCAAACACCAAGGGUAGUUCUGUCAACUGCCAAAUGAAAGUUUGACUUCUAAUUUACCAGUUCCAGAUCGGAAAGAACAAGCUCGGUUUCAAGAUUCAUGAAUUCAGUAUUCAUGUAAUUAAUCCACCGACUCAACCCAGCUGUUUUCUCUCUCGUACACACGCACAAAUCAUUAAAUUAAUCCCCACAGAUCUAUUGGCCGAAAGACAACACACCCAGCAUAAGAUUCUUCUUCUGUCUUUUUCAUCGUUAUCGAUAAUUUCAGAUCAUAGUGUUUUCUGCUUCAAACUUGAAUUGAUUUUCGACUUUAUUCCAGUUGGGUAUUGAAGAUUCUUGCAACUGUUUCAUUUAUGGUUCGUUAAAGUUGCGGGACUUAGUGUUGUUUUUCAGAAAUAUGGAUGAGUCAAGAGGAGGAGGUAGAAGAGUUGAGAAGAGAGUUUACGACGAAGAAGAUGAUGAUGGUAUGCCUCAAUCGAAGAAACCCAAAGUACCGGGUUUAGCGAGCGUAAUUGUGGAAGCUUUGAAGGUCGAUAGCUUGCAAAGACUUUGCUCCUCUUUAGAGCCUCUUUUCCGUAGAAUUGUAAGUGAAGAAGUAGAGCGUGCUUUGACUAGAUUUGGACAUGGUCAAAUUGAUGGAAGAUCUUCACCACCAAGAAUACAAGGUCAAGAAGGAAAAGUUUUACAGCUUGAAUUUAGAACAAGGAUGCCACCUCAUCUAUUUACAGGUGGCAAAGUUGAAGGGGAGCAAGGAGCAGCUAUACAUGUUGUGUUGUUAGAUGCAGCCACAGGGAAUGUGAUACAAACUGGAGAAGAAUCAUCAUCAAAACUGAAUGUAGUAGUGCUUGAAGGCGACUUCAAUGAAGAAAACAAUGAAAACUGGAGCACUGAGCAUUUUGAAAGUCAUGAAGUCAAAGCACGUGAAGGAAAAAGACCACUUUUAACAGGGGAGACACAAGUCACAUUGAAUGAAGGAGUUGGAACUUUGGGUGAUCUUACUUUUACAGAUAAUUCGAGUUGGAUUCGAAGUAGAAAGUUUAGACUUGGUUUGAAGGUAGCUUCUGGAUAUUGUGUUGGAAUUAGAAUUCGUGAAGCUAAAACCGAGGCUUUUGCUGUUAAAGAUCAUAGAGGAGAACUGUACAAGAAACAUUAUCCGCCUGCUUUACACGAUGAAGUUUGGAGAUUGGAUAGAAUAGCAAAAGAUGGAGCAUUGCACAAAAAGUUAAUGAAUUCUGAAGUCAUAACUGUAGAGGAUUUUCUCCGUGUUCUUGUUAGGGAUCCACAACGACUGAGAAAUAUUCUAGGGAGUGGAAUGUCAAAUAGAAUGUGGGAAAACACAGUUGAGCAUGCAAAGACUUGUGUUUUAGGAGGGAAGUUGUAUGUAUACUAUGCAGAUUUAGGUCACACCACUGGUGCUAUCUUCAACCAUAUUUAUGAGCUAAGAGGUCUCAUUUCAGAUGCUCAAUUUGUUCCAUUGGAAUCACUUAACCACAACCAAAAGAUUUCAGUAGAUUCACUUGUGAAACGAGCAUAUGAGAAUUGGAAUAGAGUGGUAGAAUACGAUGGGAAAGUUUUAAGCGCGUUAACUUACCCUUCACCACCUACUCACAACUUGAUUGAAUAUCCGUUUAUAAGUUCCGAUCAAACUCAAACACUAGGUGGUGGUGGUGGUGGUGGUUCAUCAACCACCACCACCACCCACCAAUCAUCACCACCCACCCACUAUGACUAUGUGCCCGGUGCACCAUCUACCUUCACCGGUUCAGAUGGUUGGUCGAGCCAGAGCCCAGACGAUGGACACGGGUUCGGUGACUCUUUCUCGGAGGAAGUCCGGUUAAGAAGCUCGGAGAUGUUGGAAACUGAUGAUAUGCAAAAGCUACUUAGAAGCUUUGGGGUUGGUGUAACGGGGUCAACUUUUGGUGUUUAUGACAACGGUUCAUACGGUUAUCAUAACCAUGUUGCUCAUGAACCACAGGUGGGUCCGGUGGGUCCCGGGCGUGGUUCAGGGAAGGCGGUUGUUGGGUGGCUUAAACUCAAGGCUGCAUUAAGAUGGGGGAUUUUCAUAAGGAAGAAAGCUGCAGAAAGAAGAGCUCAACUUGUUCAACUUGAUUGAUUGACUUUACAUGUGUAGUAGUCGUAGUACUUCUUUAUGUACACUAAAUGUUUGUUUUAUAGAGCUUUUUGUUCUUCAUAAUGCAAUAAUUUUGUCAAUAUGUAAGAUCUUGACCAGCUUAAAUGUUUUCUUACCACUUUAAGAGGGUAUCGACAAGUUUAAUGCUACAAUAACUUGUAUGUAAUGCAUAAAGACACG
Molecule: messenger RNA, 2596 nt
Organism: Lactuca saligna
Lineage: Eukaryota; Viridiplantae; Streptophyta; Magnoliopsida; Asterales; Asteraceae
Source: the annotation of a GenBank genome assembly